GCUCGAUGUUUCUACUGACUAAGUACAUAAAUUUAUACGUUUUCACCAUAAAAAUACCCUUUUAGAUAAGAAUUUUCCCGUUUACUUCAGGUUUUCUACUUUUUACUGUUGACUUUCUGCUUUUUACUCUAGAUUGCAUUUUGAACCCAAUACCCCGCCAUAGUUUUGUACACAUGCAGUCCCUUAAAAUAUUCUUCCAGUGUUGUGUGUUCGGAUCAACAAACUCUCAAAAUAAUUUUCCAUUAUUUAAUUCGUCAGAACCAACAUUAACAUCAAUUGAAAAAACACGAUAAGAAUUAUAUUUAUUAUCAGGAAUUCAAUGCUUCAAAGUAAUCUAUAAUUUUCCCGCUAAAAUAAGCACUGUAUCUGGUUGAACACGUGUUCAUGCUGACACCCCCACAAUAAUCGACUCAACCCACGCACCUGCGCUCUAGUCAGAUUCUGACUGAUGAAUACAGUCGUAGCAGACGAAAAUAUUAAAAUGGAUAAAGACAGAUUUACAUUAUAUUAUUUCCCUACGUCGUAUUAUUCACAUAUGGUAAUAGUUGCUUUAUUGGAAAAGAAAGUCUCAUUUAAAGGAAAAAUAGUAAAUAUAUUAGAUGGGGGACAACUCUCGGCUGCAUUCCUUCGAUUAAAUAAGAAAGCGGAAGUUCCAGUUUUAAAAGAUGGUGACAAGGUGGUUGUCGAAUCAAAAGAUAUCGUUGAUUAUAUUGAUAAAGAAAUAAACACAGAACCCAGACUAGUUCCAGAUAAAACCAGUGAUGAAGGAAGUGAAGUAGAACGAGUACGUGGUAUAUUGGGAAGGGUGCCUAUUGAACUUCUGUCUUUCGGUUGUAUGUUUUAUCCAGAUGUUUCGGCAUCUGGUCUCAAACUUCCCAAAGCCUUCCAAAAAGAGAAGAAAGAGAUGGAGGAAGCCUUUAGUAGUUUUGCCACAACUUGUGCCGAACUUGCAGACAAACACCCGGAAUUGCGUGAUGCCUACUUAGCCAAGAAUCAAUAUUUUACCAAAAAGAUAGAAAUAUGUAGCGAUAGAGAUCGCGUUCAGAAAGCUGUUGAUGAUUUGGAGAAGAUUUUCGAUCAAAUGGAAUCGUUGUUAAAACAGAAUAAGAAAGAGGGUGUUGAAGACACUUGGUUGGUGGGUUCUAAUUUUACUGCGGCUGAUAUUUGCCUAGCGACAUUAGUCGGACGAAUUGUUCUCUUAGGGCUGGACCAAAAGUUUAUGUCACCAGAAAAGAGACCAGAACUGGUGAACUACUGGACGAGAGUAUCGGAGAGACCUAGUAUAAAGAAAACCAUUCUCGGAGCUUCAAAGGCUACAGCACAGUAUUUAUUGAAACAAAAAGCUAAAAUGGUUUUACCGAUAUUGGGAGGAUUGGCAACAGUUGGAAUCGCAGCAGGUGUGGCAGCGCUGUUGAUAGUAAAGAAAUUUAAAUAAUAAACAGGAUUGUAGUAAAAUACAUUAUUCCACUGUCCGGUAUCAUGAAUGGUACAUGAUUUAAUAAUCAGGAUUUACUCGUGCUUCGAAACUGUCAAUCAAAUGUAUUUAUCAAAAUCUAUAAUUACUCGUCUAAAAUAGGCCACCUGUUGCCAAAAUGAUUAAAAUACAGAUCUAUAUUUCGUUUUGAUUUUUAUACUUUCGAUGGCCUACACUACAUGAAGAUCUGACUGGUUGUAUUGGAAGGUUGCGUCAGAGGUCAUACCAGCAGCUUUUGACCCUAUGACGUUAGACAUUAGAUUAACCAAUCAGCAUUGAUGUUUCUAGUGGGUUACGCACAGUUCCUUGUAAGUCAUACCAAAGACUUGCCCUAAUCCCUCACAUCAUUCAGAACACAUCAAUGAUAACAACUCUUCCAGAUCCUAGUGUAGUAAAGACAAGUAAAACAGAAUUUUGAACUAUAAAAACGAAACGAAAUAGGAUCUGUGUUUAAAUCAGAUUGACCUAUCAAUGCCAAUCUAAUUCCAGCUUUGUCUAGUUGUACAGAUAGUGGCUGUUGUUGUGUCAGGCACUGAUAAUUUUUAAUACUUGUCCACCAACAAAAUUAAAAACAUCUGGUAGGCCUACAGUGGGCCUACUUUCCAUCAGGCCUAUUUUCUAUCCCACAUAAUAAAAGUCAUUGAACAUACAACACGCCCAGAAACAAUUAUACCUAAAGAAAUAUGAGGAAUGAAAUAGACGAAUUGAUUUGAACAAACUUUAGGUUUGUUGAUUAAAGGAGAAAAUAUAUAAAUAUAGAUGGAGACGGUUUGAAUUAUUAGUUUAAAGGCAGAUGGGUAAAUUAUGAAUUGUAAAACAUGUGGCACAGACAGUAUCACCUCAUUGGUUAGGUUGACCCCUACAUCUCACUGAUGUAGUUGACCCCUACACCUCACUGGUAUAGUCGACCCCUACACCUCACCGGUAUAGUCGACCCCUACACUUCAUUGGUAUAGUCGACCCCUACCCUAUACCUCUCUGGUAUAGUCGACCCCUACCCUACACCUCAUUGGUAUAGUCGACCCCUACCCUACACCUCAUUGGUAUAGUCGACCCCUACCCUACACCUCACUGGUGUAGUCGACCCCUACCUACACCCCUCUGGUAUAGUCGACCCCUACACCUCACUGAUGUAGUCGACCCCUACACUUCACUGAUGUAGUCAACCCCUACACCUCACCGGUAUAGUCGAUUCUUACAUCAGCAGUGUAGUGAAACCAUCAACUAAAUUAUCUACAGGUAUAUACCUUAAAUUCAAAUUAGUAUUUCACUCUUACUCUGAACUAUAAAACAAUUCGGGUUACAGAGCAGGACCAGAGCAGGACCAGAUUAUAUUGUACUCCGCUCCCUGACUGAUUAUAUCAUUGGGCCACAUGUCAGUAUGGUAGAUGGAUAUAUUUAUUCCGCACAAAGAUAAUAAAUAAAGUUAUAAAUUAUUAUUUUGCAACCCAGUCCAAACCCCCCCCCACCCUCCAUUAAUCCAAACCUGGUACAGAGCCAUCAAGCUGUGAGCAAACAGUUAAUAUGUUGGGUGAUGUGACCGGUGGUAUCAGUUUUAUACAGUCGUAGGUCCAUGGUAUGUUCCUCAUGUCUACCUGGAAAUUUAGGACCAUGGGCCUUAUUAAGAAACAUGUCUAGUCAUUUAGAUGGGAUAAAAAAAUAAGAUCACAUGUAUACGUUUGACGUGCACGUUAAAAAUCCCUGACAGUUGGAAAUGAAAUGAGAUGGGCUUUAACGUCCUACUGUUCAGCUCCUAAACUGGGCUAAUGAAGAAGGGCAUACGCCAUACAGUGUACUAUAGGGAAAUUUUGCCCGGGCAGCGGCACUAUCGCCUACUCUUAUAUCGAAUUCCAACAGCCAUGGGAUCUUUUACGUGCAUUCUAAUGUAUACACAGGACCUCGGUUUUUCGUCUCAUCCGAAAGACUAGACAGCUAUUCUUGUCAGGCCCUCCGUUCUGCACCACUGACAAGGUGAAACCACGUCGGAAAAUCUGGAUGAACUUUCUCGGCCAAUGCAGGGAUCGAACACCCGACCUCCAGGCUAGCGAUCCAGCGUCUUAACCACCUAGCCACCGUGGCUCAAUGACAGUUGGAAAUAGGAGUAUACCGUAGCACACUGUGUGGUGUAUGCCCAUCAUCGUUAUCCCAGUUGGUGCAGAAAAGUAGGAUGUUAACCAGGUCAUUCUAUCUACACAUGGUGCACUGACAGAGUGAGUGUCAUAUGACUAGUGACAAGGGGGGGAGGGGGUUGGAAAGUUCAUAGACUUACAGGUUUUAGGGACAAGUUAAAUUGUAAUUAGCAAUCAGGUGUGCAGAGUCCUGAACAUUUACAGAUUUUGUUUUAAAUUAUUGAAAAAAAUUUAGAUGUUCAUUCCAUUUAUGAUAAUAUAUUGGAUUUUACAUCGAACUUGAUCAAUUUUAUCUUAAAACUGUGGUGUAUAGUUAAUUAUGUUUCUUACCCACAGUGAAAUUAAUUGGCUUGAGAACUUAUUGUAGUGUCAAACAAAAGAGUUAAAAUUAUAGGUUUUGAUGUGCACGACACUUAAAACAAUUUUAUCAAUUGUCAUAAUCUAUAUAAAAUAAGGUAUUUUGAUAUUCUGGCCUCCCGAGUUCAUAAAACAUUAGUAAUUGUUCCACCAUAUGUAUGUGUUAUUAUUUAUAUACUGUAUUUGAACAUUAGCUGUGGGGAAACACACUCUAUGUGUAAAGGGAUUUUAAAUAGGUUUGUAUGAUAUAUAUAUAUAUAUAUAAAUAUUA
Patella vulgata (common limpet) is the source of this 4231-nucleotide messenger RNA. RefSeq names its product ganglioside-induced differentiation-associated protein 1. Gene Ontology annotation, cellular component: mitochondrial outer membrane. The record is from RefSeq and is a predicted model, not a curated record. Lineage: Eukaryota; Metazoa; Mollusca; Gastropoda; Patellidae. Bases 449 to 1435 code for a protein of 328 amino acids. Gene Ontology annotation, biological process: mitochondrial fusion; mitochondrial fission. The transcript is spliced from 5 exons.